Messenger RNA from Chrysochloris asiatica (Cape golden mole), 2427 nucleotides. RefSeq names its product anaphase promoting complex subunit 4 (gene ANAPC4). The transcript is spliced from 29 exons. The coding region runs from base 1 to 2427 and encodes 808 amino acids. NCBI's taxonomy places the organism in Eukaryota, Metazoa, Chordata, Mammalia, Afrosoricida, Chrysochloridae. Gene Ontology annotation, cellular component: anaphase-promoting complex; nuclear periphery. Gene Ontology annotation, biological process: anaphase-promoting complex-dependent catabolic process; protein K11-linked ubiquitination; positive regulation of mitotic metaphase/anaphase transition. Gene Ontology annotation, molecular function: protein binding. The record is from RefSeq and is a predicted model, not a curated record.
AUGUUGCGCUUUCCGACCUGUUUCCCGUCUUUCCGGGUGGUGGGAGAGAAGCAGUUACCGCAGGAGAUCAUUUUCCUGGUUUGGUCUCCCAAGCGGGACCUCAUAGCUUUGGCCAACACAGCGGGCGAGGUUUUACUUCAUCGACUUGCAAGUUUCCACCGGGUCUGGAGUUUCCCUCCAAAUGAAAAUACAGGAAAGGAAGUGACCUGCCUUGCCUGGAGACCAGAUGGCAAACUUUUGGCCUUUGCUCUUGCUGACACCAAAAAAAUUGUUUUGUGUGAUGUGGAGAAACCUGAGAGCUUGCAUUCCUUUUCCGUGGAGGCUCCCGUUUCUUGUAUGCAUUGGAUGGAAGUGACAGCAGAAAGCAGUGUUCUCACAUCCUUCUAUAAUGCUGAGGAUGAAUCAAAUCUUCUCUUACCUAAACUACCCACGUUGCCCAAAAAUUAUAGCAGCACCUCCAAAAUAUUUAGUGAAGAAAAUUCUGAUGAAAUUAUUAAGCUCUUGGGAGAUGUCAGGCUUAAUAUUCUUGUCCUUGGAGGAAGCUCUGGAUUUAUUGAGCUUUAUGCUUACGGAAUGUUCAAAAUUGCUCGAGUCACAGGGAUUGCUGGUACUUGCCUUGCAUUAUGCUUAUCAAGUGAUUUGAAAUCGUUAUCUGUGGUCACAGAGGUUUCAGUUGAUGGUGCUUUUGAAGUUUCAUACUUUCAGCUGGAAACCGACCUCCUGUAUUCUUUCUUACCUGAGGUGACCCGGAUGGCCAGGAAGUUCACUCACAUCUCAGCUCUUUUGCAGUAUAUAAACCUGUCACUCACAUGCAUGUGUGAAGCAUGGGAAGAAAUACUGAUGCAGAUGGAUUCCCGGCUCACCACAUUUGUGCAGGAAAAGAACACGACCACAUCGGUGCAAGACGAAUUCAUGCACCUGCUGCUAUGGGGGAAAGCAAGUGUUGAACUUCAGACCCUCUUAAUGAGCCAGCUGACUGUGAAGGGCUUAAAGAAGCUGGGCCAGUCUAUAGAGUCAUCCUAUUCCAGCAUACAGAAACUGGUGAUAAGUCACUUACAGAGUGGCUCAGAGUCUCUUUUAUACCAUUUGAGUGAACUGAAAGGAAUGGCAUCAUGGAAGCAAAAAUACAAACCUCUCGGACUAGAUGCGGCAGGCAUCGAAGAUGCUAUUACUGCGGUGGGUUCUUUCAUACUCAAGGCAAACGAACUUCUUCAAGUUAUCGAUAGCAGUAUGAAAAACUUCAAAGCAUUUUUUCGGUGGCUCUAUGUGGCAAUGCUGAGAAUGACAGAAGACCACGUGCUUCCUGAGUUGAAUAAGGUUAUGACCCAGAAAGAUAUCACAUUUGUUGCUGAUUUUCUUACUGAACAUUUCAACGAGGCUCCCGACCUGUAUAAUCGGAAAGGCAGAUACUUCCAUGUUGAAAAAGUUGGGCAGUACUUGAAAGAUGAAGAUGAUGAUCUUGUGUCUCCCCCUAACACAGAAGGGAACCAGUGGUACGACUUUCUUCAAAAUAGCAGCCACCUUAAAGAAAGUCCUUUGCUGUUUCCUUAUUAUCCACGAAAAUCAUUGCAUUUUGUGAAAAGGCGGAUGGAGACCAUCAUUGAUCACUGUUUGCAGAAGCCAGCAGAUGUAAUUGGACAGUCGAUGAAUCAAGCAAUCUGUAUUCCUUUAUAUAGAGAUGCUAGAAGUGGAGACUGUACACGGAGGCUAUUCAAAUUCCCAUUUCUGUGGAAUAAUAAAACUUCAAAUCUCCAUUAUCUUAUUUUUACUAUUUUAGAAGAUUCACUUUAUAAAAUGUGUAUCUUAAGGAGGCCUACUGAUAUUUCACAAUCUGUAAGUAAUGCUCUAGUGGCUAUUCAAUUCGGGAGCUUCACCUAUGCUACAACUGAAAAAGUGAGGAGAAGUACCUACAGUUGUUUGGAUGCACAGUUUUAUGAUGAUGAAACUGUGACAGUAGUUCUUAAAGAUACUGUAGGACGUGAAGGAAGAGACAGACUCUUGGUCCAAUUGCCGCUGUCUUCCGUGUACAAAAGUGAAGAUUCUGCAGACUGUCAAUUCAGUGGGACUUACUCUACAAGACUUGAUGAGCAGUGCGUUGCCAUCCCCACGCGUACCCUGCAUUUCGAGAAACACUGGAGGCUGCUGGAGAGUAUGAAAGCGCAGUAUGUGGCCGGAAAUGGCUUUCGAAAAGUAUCCUGUGUGUUAAGUUCAAAUCUCCGUCAUGUGCGAGUAUUUGAGAUGGACAUAGAUGACGAAUGGGAGCUCGAUGAGUCCUCUGACGAAGAGGAAGAGGCCGGAAGUGAGCCUGUUAAAAUCAAGGAAGAAGUGCAGGCGGAGGUGGACGACCAGACGGCCAGCGCUGCUGCUGCCGUCACGGCGCCUCCUGAGGUGGUAAUGAAGGUGGAGAAACCCGAGCUGGAGUCGUAA